UCUUGUAUACCCAAGAGAACCAACACCAUCAGCCAUUUGUUUCUUCUUCUCGAGUCUGGUCGGACGGCGAGACUGUUUUUUGCAUCAGUCUCGUACGUCCAUGUCACCAGUAAACAAGACUACCCUGAGAGUUUUAAAUUUUGGAAGGUGUUUGCAACACAGCUAUCGAUAGUGAUUUAAUUGUUUAUCAACUGUGUUUCGUACGUAUUAAUAGGGAAACAUAUUUCAUGUCAUUGUAUCAGGCCAAAACGAUGCAAAUUCUCUUCAAACUCAACUGUGUCAUCCUUUUUGCAACUUCGUUGGUUUUGUUGCCCACUCUGUUGGCGGCUUCGUUAUGGAAAACGCAUGUGAGACAGAGAAACGGUCAAGCUGCAAACGACGUCGCAAAUACAAGGGACGAUUACUACGCUGAACAGCAAAAUCAAGUCGUUUAUCUUGACGACAUUGUCGACAAUUCACACGCAGAACUGAAAGUGAAACACAAAGAAUCGUACGUGAAACCGAGCCGAUAUGGCAGCAGCGCCUACCAGCAAUCGGUUGCCGACACGAGUCAACACCACGCCGAUUACGCGUCGGAUGUCGAUUACACUGUUAAAAAAACGUACUUUUUCCGGUAAUUAACCCCCCCUAAAAUCGGUAGUUUUACCUAAAAACGGUGGUUUUCAAUUUUUACGAAAAAAAAGGUGAUUUUUCACCCGAAAUAAACAAUGUGGGUUUUACACACCAGAUAACGGGGUUGUCGCAUCAGACAAUGGUGUUCGCGAACUAAUAAAUGGUGCAGCUACCCCGAAAAGUGGCGCUGUUAAUUGUUUAUAUGGCGCCCUAAUUGUCAAUAAUCACCAAAACCAUAUUUCACUGUAUGGCAACGUCAAUGUGUUCAACUAUAACCUACGGGAAUUCUUGAAAAUCAGUCGGCCAUUGAUAGCUACACUGUCUACAUGCUUUCAUUGUCCAACCUAAAGUUCAGUUUUCUAUUUAAAACGUGGAAAGUAACUCUCAGUAACCCUAAAAAUGGUAGAUUCAGAUCGUAAAAAUGUAAUUGUAGUGCUUGAAUCUAAAGGAGACGAGGGUUCAGAUGAUAAUUUUGAGAUUGGUUUUUCUAAUGAAAAUGGAAAGUAUUCAGAUCUUGCUUUGAUAAAAAAAAAAUUGAUU
Messenger RNA from Daphnia magna, 1152 nucleotides. RefSeq lists its product as uncharacterized. The transcript has 2 exons. Bases 228 to 617 code for a protein of 129 amino acids. Lineage: Eukaryota; Metazoa; Arthropoda; Branchiopoda; Diplostraca; Daphniidae. The record is from RefSeq and is a predicted model, not a curated record.